Hibiscus syriacus is the source of this 481-nucleotide messenger RNA. RefSeq lists its product as uncharacterized. Gene Ontology annotation, biological process: positive regulation of ubiquitin-dependent protein catabolic process. Bases 38 to 346 code for a protein of 102 amino acids. NCBI's taxonomy places the organism in Eukaryota, Viridiplantae, Streptophyta, Magnoliopsida, Malvales, Malvaceae. The record is from RefSeq and is a predicted model, not a curated record. Gene Ontology annotation, molecular function: cullin family protein binding. The transcript is spliced from 2 exons.
UGCUCAAAGCUUUUUAUCUUAAAUUUCCAAAACAGCAAUGGAAGAGUCUCAAGAGAUUUUGCUUAAAUCCUUAAGCACAUUCGGUGUUUCGCUCCCGGAGAAUGUUUCGGCAUUUAGCGAUUUAACUCCGACAACGCUGAUUUCCGUCUGCUGCCAAUCACUUAACAUAAUCGGAAGCAACGAAGACGACGAUCAAAACGGCGUAUCAUUUCCCGAUUCAGUUGAAGAUUAUGUCCCCAUGGCUGACAAGUACAAGAUCUGUUCCGACACCUCACUGGCUUUUAAGAAUCUGGGUUAUGUUGGUGACAUGAGCUAUCGCAAUAAGAGGACUUAUAUAAGCUGGUAAGAUUUUUGGUGGAGAAGCUUUCCAGUUCAUCUGAAGCUGUAAAAGUUUCUGGGAAAAGAAAUGCUGAUUUGAGACAGAAAUUCGAGGAAGAUAACUUAGAGAAAAUUUCGGAGUUUUUUCUCAGAAUCUGGAUAA